This is a messenger RNA of Stegostoma tigrinum, 3643 nucleotides long. RefSeq lists its product as uncharacterized. Bases 1 to 1602 code for a protein of 533 amino acids. NCBI's taxonomy places the organism in Eukaryota, Metazoa, Chordata, Chondrichthyes, Orectolobiformes, Stegostomatidae. Gene Ontology annotation, cellular component: nucleus. The transcript is spliced from 4 exons. The record is from RefSeq and is a predicted model, not a curated record.
AUGGUGGCAGCAGCGGUGACAGUAGCGUCUGUGGUGUUGGCUUCGGAAAUGGAGGCGGUGGCUUCAGCAGCGAUGGCGUUCGCUGUCCCGGAAGUGGUGCUCCCGGCGAUGGCGAAUGUGACGUCAUCUCUGGUCGAGGUCCUGCCCCUCCGGGGGCAACAGCCAAUAGGAAACAGUGCAGCGGGCGUACGUCCUUUGCGCCCGUCGCUGCGCCAAGAGGCGGGAGUUCCGGCCCGAGCAAUUUCCGGCGCACCCAGCGCUCGUUUAAAGCGCAAGCUUUACAACAACAACCGAAACAAUAGAGAACGGGUCCGCCAGGGAGACUCGGUCUCUGGGGCCGGGAGCCGAAGCGAGCUGGAGGCCAUGGUGGAACCCCGGGCUCCCAGGUUCAGCGAUGCCGCCCUGAAGGUCUUGGUGGAGCAGGUGAGAGCCCACAAGGAGGUCCUGUUCCCUUCAGAUGGCAGGAAAAUGCCCAGGCAGACCCUGCGCCAGGCCUGGAGGGAGGUGGCACUCUAUGUCAAUGUCAAGAGCAUCACCCCCAGGACCUGGCUGCAGUGCCGCAAGAAGUUCAACGACCUCACCCGCACUGCCAGGGACAAGCUGGCACAGAAACCAAGGAACCCGCUCAGCGGUGGGGAGCGCCAGGUUUCCAUCCAAGCCCUGACCCAGAUGGAACAAGAGGCCCUGGACAUCGUGGAGAUAUACAGCCGGAGGAGCAUCGAGAACGGCGAGGCUGGAGGCCAAGUUUCACAGGAUAUGCCCCAUUAUUUGGGCUUCGCUGGGCACGAGAUUGAGGAGCAUCACCUGAUGGAACAGGCACCAUCGCCAGCUCCAUCCUUUCAGUACAACAGCACAGCAAUUGGAGUGUCUGAUGGGAGAGAGGGCGAGCUCCAAGAGUCCUCACGAGGUGAAUUAUUCGGCAAUGGUGAGCAGGAGCUGAACAUACUGGAAAGGACAGUGCAGGAGACAGAUGGCCACAGGGCCAGCUCCGACUCCAGCUUUGCUGAGGAGCACCGAGACGCUGAAUUGAGUGGCCCAGCUUUCAAGCAGAAGAUCUUCCACGUCCAUCACCAACUCCUGGAAGCCUUGGACAGUCUGUCUCGGAGUUGCCUCACCCUGUCUGAGAGCGUUGAAGACUCUGCUUCCAUCCUGUGUGGCAUUCUGCCCCAGGGCAUUGCCACUUUGCAGUCCACCAUGGAACACAUGGUUAGCUCGGUGGAAGCUACAGUGAGGCCCCCAGUCCCGGAGCCUGUGGCACCAGCAUUGGCCUCGUUGAUCGAGGCACAAACUGGUGCCAUUCAGGCCCUGGCCUGCACCAUCUCCUCGGGCUUGGAAAGGUUGGGGGUGCGGAUAGACCGCGGCUUCAGUCGUGUCACUGACCUCCUGGAGUCUGCCCUCCCGCUAGCCAGCAGUGGCAUCAAUGAGACCCAGGCCCAAGGCAGUGGUGUAACGGGCCUGGUGCGAUCCAGCACCCCUGAGGAUACCAGCGUAUCCGCUCCGUCACCGCAUCUCCGACCGCCCACUGCCGCAGAGGCAGCGGCGGUACUUCAGCCCGAAGCCAGAUCCCCUCGUGCUCGGGGUCUUCGAGAUCGCCGAUCGUAAGCCAACUCGGACCAAGUACCAGUGCCAGUUAUUUAAGAGGGAGGUGUUGGGGGAGGGUAGGGGAUGGAAAUAACCUUUGUAGGAACACUAAAAUUAGCAAAGAAAGCACUUCUGAACCAGAAUGCAAACUCCAUCUGGGUGACAAUGUUGGUCCACGGUAUUUAUAUGAAUCAAUAAAGUGUUACCCGGUUUGCAGCUCUGCCUUUGUCCAAUGGGUGCCUGUAUUUGUGAUGAAGGACAUGAUCAUGUCUGGUGUCAUAUGCAGCAGGGUUCCACAGCUGCUUUACCAACUGGUUGGUCAGUUAAAAGCUCAUGACACCCAAGGGAAAGUGGCACAGUGGAACCAAAGUUGGCCAAGUGGCAAUGAAUCAUGUUUAUUGGCAACUUGGGAAUGGGAAGAGCUGGUUUCCAGUGGGCUUCAGCUGGACUCAUGCUGGGUCCUUUGCUGUUUGUGUCAAUGUCAAUGAUGUGGGUUUCAUGUAAGUCGUGUAAGAGUAGGAGAAUGUGACAUAUUGGUAAUGUCACCAGAUUAAUAAUCAACAGAUCAAUUACAGAAUUGUUACAGCACAGUGGGAGGCCAUUCAGCCCAUCAUGCCUGCAGCCAUUUCUAUUACCUAGUGCCAGUCAUCUCUCUUUUCUCCAUACAGCUUUCUUUCCAAAUAAUCAUCCAAUAAAACUAAUGUUGUGGAGACACCGUUUCAAAUCCUGGCAUGGUAGAAUUUAAAGUUAAUUAAUAAAUCCAGAACAUAAAUUCAGUUCUGAAACUAUUGUCAAUUGUUCUAAAAGCCCAACUCAGGGACUUAUGCUCUUUUGAGAUCUGCCAUUCUUAUCUGGGCUGUCUUGCACAUGACUGCAGACCCAAAGCAAUGUGGUUACCCUCUGAACCGACUUAGACAACCACUGUUCAAGGGCUGUGAGAAUUAGCAAUAAACACUUGCCAGCGAUACCUGCAUCCCACCCAAGGUUAGAGACAAAAAUUAACCAAGGUGCUGGUAGAUGAUACAACAUUUGGCCUUGGCUGCUUUGAAGGAGAAAGCUGCACACUGCAGCAAAUGGACUAGUCACAUUGGCAGAAAAAGGAUAAGUGGAAGUCCAUGAUGACGCUUGCGAUCUAGUGUGCAGGCAACACAGUUUGGGAGCAGAAAUGGCAGCAGAUAUAUGGGAGUACCACUUCCUACUAUGUCCGAUCCAAGCCAUAUACCAUCCUGACUUUAAAAAAAAACUAUCCACUGUUCCUUCAGUCUCUGAGUAAAGAUAUUGGCAAUUACAACCCCCCCCCCCCCACCAAACGGGCCUGUGGGUGCACAUAUACUACAUGUACUGCAACAAAUUAAGAAGGUAGCCCACCGAUACCUGCUCAAAGGCAGUUAAUGAGGCAAUAAGCCAGUGAUACCCAUAUCUUGUGAAUGAGUAGGAACAAAAAGCUGACUUGGUGGAGAAACAGCUGGGGAGCUUUUAUUUUAUUUCGAGGAGAAUAACAUGAAAUUAGGAUAUAAGGUGCCAGCUUUUAGGUGCUAAAGCAGGCAGAAUGGGAGGGUGGAAGGGAGGUGUUGGAAUCAAGCCAACUUCAAACUUCCAAGGACAUUCACACAAGCAUGUGUCCUUGCUUGCUAUGAUCUGCCUGUUCUGCUAAUGAAACAAAACUUUUCACUGUACUUAAGUACAUGUGACAAUAAUAAACCAAAUCAAAUCAUAAAAUGUAUGCACACCUGCCAAUUCAUCGUCACUUUAUAUUCAACACAAAGCAGUCUCGCUUCUAAAGGCAAUAUCUGUUUAUAUUUCUGUAUUUUUGAUAGUGGACUAAAUCGGGGGAAAAUAUCAACUUUUUGAAAGCAGAGGAUUGUGUGAGGAAUUGUGGCACUUUCUAAAAGCAUAGUUACUGAAACUCAUUGCAAGUUGUGCUUACACUGCUGAUCUGUUCAAGCAGGAGGGGAGGCUAUUUGGAGACGGGCCGGACCAGGGACUGUGCGCCAAGUGUGUUUCGGCUGGCUGCGGACUUUGUCAAGUUGUGAAUUCCGAAGGCCGUGAGCAUGACAACAAC